Molecule: messenger RNA, 4338 nt
Organism: Colletotrichum higginsianum IMI 349063
Lineage: Eukaryota; Fungi; Ascomycota; Sordariomycetes; Glomerellales; Glomerellaceae
Product: Cell division control protein
Exons: 9
Coding region: 1-4338 (1445 amino acids)
Biological process (GO): cytoskeleton organization; lipid storage
Cellular component (GO): cell division site; cytoplasmic side of plasma membrane; plasma membrane
Molecular function (GO): protein binding; phospholipid binding
Source: RefSeq, a predicted model, not a curated record
AUGCCUGCGACAUCGAUGGAAUCGCCAUCCGUGGCUCUAUCAUUCGCGAACAACUUUUGGGGAAAGGAAGAUGCGGGCGUUGGCCCCCUCAUCGACCGCAUGCUUGCUGCCAAGCAGACAUGCGAUGAGUUGAAAGCCUUCUACAGCGCUCGAGCCUCGAUCGAAGACGAGUAUGCCCGAAAGCUGCUCUCGUUGUGUCGCAAAUCCCUAGGUACCCACGAGUCAGGCAGCUUGAAGACAUCACUAGACACUGUCCGUGGCGAAGUCGAAUCAAUGGCAAAGCAACAUCAAAGCAUUGCAGCGCAGAUGAAAACAGAGUUGGAAGAGCCUCUUGCUGCAUUCGCUGGCGGCAUGAAGGAAAGACGGAAGAUUGUACAGAUUGGGAUUGAGAAGAUUCUCAAGACGAAGAUUCAGCAAACACAGCAUGUGAACAAGACUCGAGAUCGAUUCGAGCAGGAAUGCCUCAAGAUCAAGGGCUACCUCGCCCAAGGUCAUAUGGUUAUGGGCCAGGAGGAACGCAAGAACAAGGCCAAGCUGGAAAAGACACAGAUCAGUGUUGCGACCUCCAACACGGAGUACGAAAACGCGGUGAAGGCUCUCGAAGAUACAACAACUAGGUGGAAUCGGGAGUGGAAGGCCGCGGCUGAUAAGUUUCAGGACUUGGAAGAGGAGCGCCUUGACUUUACGAAAAGCAGCCUUUGGACUUUUGCGAACAUUUCCUCCACAGUCUGCGUCAGCGACGAUGCAUCCUGUGAAAAGAUCCGACUGUCGCUUGAGAAAAUGGAUGUUGAAACAGAUAUCGUCAGCUUCAUCAAAGAGCAAGGUACUGGUCAAGAGAUCCCGGAUCCGCCGAAGUACAUCAACUUCUGUCGAGGAGACAUCAAUGAUACGCAAUUAGAAUCAUCUGACGACGACAACUAUUCGGUUGCGCAGUUUCCCAGGAGCAUCAACCCAGCGUUCAGGUCAUCGUCCCCACAGCCCUCGACUUACGAAUCACACCAUGACCCAAACUCAAGCCUCGCUCAAGAUCUUGGGCACAAAGAACCAACCCCCCUAGCCUCAAGAAGUGUCGCUGUACUUGAUGCGGGGCGCAAAGAAGCAAGUCCUUCGGCAUCCAGGCACCCAGCUGCAGACACGUUGCGAACGGAUGCCAGCUCCUCUUCCCGAAACUUCGCACCGGAACUGAGCCACAAACAUGCCAGUGCCUCGUCUAGGGGCCAUGCGCCAGAAGCAGGCCAUGAUGACGCUGGGUCGGCUUCUCCGAGAAAAUAUUUCCAGGAGAUGGGCCGUCGGGAGAUGGUUACAGCUGCUGUUCGUGAAAUGCCACUCCCAGCCCAGAGAAUACCGCCCUUGAUGGAAAAGUCGCGCCAGCCAGCUCCAGUCCCCCAACAGUCCAUCCAACAACAACAGCAGCAGCAGCAGCAGCAGCAGAGCCGGCCACAUCCCGACAAAAGUCACCCUCCCACGUCCGUCAUGGUCCCGCACGAUCCAUACCCUCUCGAUGGCAUGACGAUGCUAUGCCGCACCGGGCCCCCAUCGGAGCGUAGUUCGCAGCCUCCUUCGGCCAGACCAUCGAGCCGUGAUUCUCAGAGCGACUACUCGAACCCGACUUCGCUAUCAAGCCAAGAGCCGCCGAGUGGCAAAGUAUCCCCCAUCAAGCAGGAGCAAGUCAGUGCGCCACCACUGGCGUCGGACAAGCAGGUCCUCAAGAAAAGGAGCGGUUUCUUCCAAAACCAUAGCCCAUUCCGCCGCAAGAGCACAAAAGAGACUCCAGGACCGUCAGCAAAUAGAAACACUUGGCAUCCUGUUUCCGCUCAAGGAAGUCCAUCCCGGAGACCGCAGUUGCAAACUCAAGAAACGUCGCAUCUGCUCGGAGACAGAUCGACCAUCAGCCCGGAACCGAUUGAUGCAAACGCCACCCUUGCGUUGAAUGUUGGACAGAACGUUUUCUCAGUCACGAACCCAGAUCUAGAAAGGAGGAAAGGCUCGAAUACUCAGCCUGCUCAGCCUGAGACGGACCCCAUCGCCUUGGCCCUUGCCGAGCUCAAAGGCGUCGGCGUCGGCAAGCAGUCGAGCGUACGUGUCUCGGCAGAUCGCUACCACGGCAUUGCCACCCCAACCCCUGGCUCGCAGCCAUUUUCCAGGUCAGUCCCACCAGCGACAAGCAACGGCGCCGUGACUGCAGGCCUUCGAGGAACGCCGCCGCCUUACGAUCAACAAGUUGUUCAGAGACUCGGGGUGCCCCCUCAGGCAGUGACAGCCAAAGCUAUGAAGGAGACAUCGCAGAAGUUCGCCGACCAAACUCGUAGUAUGUUCAGCCAGGCAAACCGUCCUGGAUCAGGCUAUGGGGGAGCCCCACAAUCUCGACCGAUGACAAGAGGCAGUGAUGUUCCCAGAGCGGCAUCCCCCGCCCCGCUCCGAAGUGCUUCCCCGAGAACGGCACCGUCCGAAGAUGUCCGACACGGUUAUCGGAACUCGCCGCGCAGCGCUUCUCCGAGAACCGGGCCGGCGGACGAGAUACGGGGUGAUUACCGGUCUGUCUCGCCCAACCCCCCAGGAUCCGUGGGCAGAGGCGGAUCGCAAAUGAGUAGCACUCCGAGACGAGGAUCCGAACAGCCUUAUCACAGGCAUAACUCACCUAGCAACAUAUCGGGGACAUCGUCUCCAGCACCUUAUCUGGAGAAGAUGCGGCCGGGCAGCAGCCAUGUUGCCAACGACAUGGCCGUUCAACUCGCGCCUCUAGGCGACGAGAAUUACGGAUCAGUGCGCGGUCGAGGCGGGAACCGUCCCGGGACAAGCUCCAGUAACCGGGCCAUGGGUCUCUACGAAGGAGGCGGACCACCCGGACAAGGCGAGUCAAGGCAGCGGAGUAAGAGUGUAGCAGACCCAUCACGACAGUACACUCGGGAUGGCAGGCCCAUCCUACACUUUGGUGAGUUUUGGAAGAUCUAUCUUUUGGCGGCGGCCAUUCCGGAAGAGCUGGGUUUCUCCAAGGGCGACCUGCUCGCAGUUCUACGUCAUCAAGACGACGGAUGGUGGGAAGCCGAGUUCUUCCCACCCUGUGCUGGGCAGCUUCUCAACUUUCGAGCAGAGGUAUCAGGUCAGCUGACGAGCUCGGUGCCUUUGGCAUUCAGCUGGGACAAGCCAAGGCGUGCUGUGCAAGGAACCACACGUAUCCGAUCAACCCGUCCGGUGGAGGUACUAAGCAAGGCAUCUCGAGCGGCUACAUCCAAGACUGCACAGCGGGCAUUUGUGAACGUGAGCCUUCUCGUAGGAACCUCGCUGUUUCUGUUACCCUUUGCUGCUAUUGCGUCGAUACUCUUUUUUCGCAACUACCUGCCCGAUCAGGUGGUAGUGACCCCUGUACAUCUUCAAUAUGGAUCGGGGAUCAAUCCCUUCGGAUCGGCAAUCAUUCCAACGUCUGCUCUGAGGACACAGCAGGAGUAUGAUGUAACCGUCACACUUUCAAUGCCUCGCUCGCCCGCCAACACUCACCGAGGCAACUUCAUGAUCGCCCUCUACCUCCUGGAUGCUGGCGCAUUAUCGACAGGAGAUGACAACGUUCAACCCCAUAUUCCCCCUGAGCCUUACAGCCACUUCGACGGCAAAUCUGUUUUGUUUUCCUCGCGGCGUCCAGCCCUCGUUCCGUAUCAAGAUCCUCUAGUGUCGCUCGCGUCGCGCAUACUUUUCCUCGCCUACUAUGUUCUUUUUAUGGAGUCUCAGACAUGCGUGCUCACGGUGCCCAUGGCGGAGCGUGUGGAGUUGGCGAAAGGUUCCUCUUUGCCAGCCUCUGCCUAUCUAGAGAUACAAGGAGGUCAGAGCAUCGAGACUUACUAUGCUUCAAUAACGUUGACGGCCCAGCUCCAAGGGUUGCGCUGGCUGAUGUACCAUUACCGCCUUGCAACUCUCACAACCGCUGUUCUGCUAUUCUGGGCGUCGGAGGUCAUAUUCAUGGCUGUGGCAUGGCUGGCGUGGUCGGGACUGUCGGCAUCAGGCUCAGACUCUCGCAUUGGAGCAGCGAGACCGGCGGAGCAGAUGACUUCCAUGUCGCCAGGCCGAGUAAAGAAAGAAGAUGGCAGUGGGGUAGACGAGUUGUCGGAUGCACCACGGACAUUUCCCACAUAUGGGAACCAGGCGCCUUUGCGAUACGAACCCGAAAUCAAAGAGGAAGCACAGACAGGCCCCCGAAUGGAAGAUUUGGCCCCGCUCGGAGGCGAGGCCGACGAUGAGGAAGAGGACGACGGACGGGGUAGCUAUAGGGCCGACUCGGGAAUUGGAACGAGCUAUAGCGAUGGAGGUUCUAGCAGUAUCCGGCGCAGGUCAUCGCAGCAUCGUUAG